GCCUCCCGUCUGGGUCCCAGCAGCGCCGCGCCUGCGUACUGAGUUACCACGCUCAGAGCCCGCGCGCUUCUGCUUGGGCUUGUAACCCGAGAAGUGGCGGGCAUCUCUGGGCCUCAGUUUCCACUUAGGAUCUACAAAUCUCAGGGCACCACUGCGGAACCCCGGGGCUCAGUUUCCUGUUUGGUUUAUCCAAGACAAAGACUUAGCUGGCAGAAGACUCCAAAGGUCCUGCAGCCAAUUCCAAGAGCACUUGAGGCAGCAAGAGAAGCUGCCUUCCAGUGAUCGAAAAUGAUUACCCGUUCUCAAGUCUCCAAGAUAAAGGAGGAUGUAGGUUUGAGGAGAUCAGUUCGCCUCAUAAACAAGCAAGCCAAGAAGCAGGUGAUCAAAGAGGAGCAUCAGAGGAGAGUUGAGGCCAAGAAGAAGGCAAGAGUCCAGAAGAAGAAGGCAGCUGCUGGGGAGGUAGAAAGCAAGUGCAGAGCUGCAGCGGGGCCCUUUGGCCCAUCUGGUCCCCAUGGCCCAACUGGCCGCCGCCGCCGCCAAGCUGGCAGCCACCGAGGGCAAACUGGCCGUCGCCGCAGCCGAGCUGGCCCUCAGGCCCUUGCUGGCCAAGCCGGGCCCUAUGACCAAGCUGGCCCCCACUCAAGUCAAGUAUCUGUGAAGCUCCCACGUAGCGAGGAAGACAUGAAGGAAUCCGACGGGAGAGGAAGUCUGAAUCGGGAUGAAGACCUCUGCGACUGCCUGGACCAAGCCUGCCCGGGCUGCUUCAACACGUGCUCCGAGUGCCAUUCCACCAAGUGUUUUGUCAUCUGCCACCACAAGCGGGACUUGGUUUACGAGGCCACUUCCAACGAGGAUAAAGAAGUGGUCGGCACCUUCGUAUUUACUGAUGCUGAGUAUUAAAGGGAGCUGGAUUCUCCUGGGACUGUCCCCAGAGUCUCUCUUCUGCAGUUUAUGAAGUGGAAAAAUAUCUACAUAUAUAUUCAAAAUAGUUAUGAGAUUCCACAACUGAAGAAUAUAUACUGUUAAAGUGACAGCAGAUAAAAAAAGAAUAAAAAAAAGUUUGUUAAGU
Molecule: messenger RNA, 1069 nt
Organism: Trichosurus vulpecula (common brushtail)
Lineage: Eukaryota; Metazoa; Chordata; Mammalia; Diprotodontia; Phalangeridae
Product: ARL14 effector protein-like
Exons: 4
Coding region: 289-900 (203 amino acids)
Source: RefSeq, a predicted model, not a curated record